UGAAGUGGCCAAGUGUCUAGUGAAGUGUCGGUGAGGUGAAGUGGCCAACUGUGACUGCAGUGACGCCGUCAUCACCACUGGCUACGUAUAGAUAGACCGGCCGUGGCGAGUUGUCGGGCAUGGGUGAUGGGGGAGAUGGCAGUAGUGGGAGGGUGCGGUCGUGAGCAUGGUGCGGGGAGCAUGGGGGUGGCCCCCGGCCCGAGCCUAGGCCUCCGAAACCCAGCCCCGACAUGGUGCUCCCCAAAGAAUGAAGAAGCAAAACGUCCGGACCUUGUCCUUGAUAGUUUGCACAUUCACGUACCUUCUUGUUGGAGCUGCUGUUUUUGACGCGUUGGAGUCUGAGACUGAGAAACGCCGGUGGGAAGCACUUGAAGCAAUCGAAAAGAUGAUUAUCAAGAAAUAUAACAUAUCGCCAGACGACUUCCGAGUGAUGGAGACUGUGGUACUGAAGGCUGAACCACACAAGGCGGGACAACAGUGGAAGUUCGCUGGUGCCUUCUACUAUGCAACUACCGUGCUUACUACAAUAGGAUACGGACACUCGACGCCCAACACGGUGGGAGGCAAGCUGUUCACCAUGUGCUACGCCAUCGUCGGCAUCCCCCUGGGCCUGGUCAUGUUCCAGAGCAUCGGAGAACGGCUCAACAAGUUCUCGUCCGUGGUGAUCCGCAACGUCAAGAAGCUUCUACGCUGCAAGAACGUGGAAGCGUCCGAGUUGAACCUCAUCUGUGUGGUUAUGACACUAAGUAGCCUGACGAUAGCCGGGGGUGCGGCAGCCUUUAGUCGGUACGAAGGGUGGACUUACUUUGACUCUGUGUACUAUUGCUUCAUCACCCUGACUACCAUCGGGUUCGGCGACAUGGUCGCGUUACAAAAAGACAAUGCACUGGACAAAAAGCCAGAAUAUGUGGCCUUUGCGCUAAUUUUUAUUCUUUUUGGGUUGGCCAUCGUGGCCGCUUCGCUCAAUUUGCUCGUGUUGCGGUUUGUGACGAUGAACACUGAAGACGAACGCCGGGACGAGGCUGAGGCCCUGCAGGCGGCCCAGGGGGCAGUGCGCCUGGAGGGGGACGUGAUCACUGCCAACGGGUCCAUUCUCAGCGGGCAGAUAGGAGAGUCGAGCUCACUGGACGAGACAGCGUCCGUGUGCAGUUGCAGCUGCGGGUGGCAGGGUCGUCAACACCACUACUCGGUGCGACGGUCGUCGACGCGGCACCAACAAGAGCUGCGACACCAACAGCCGCUGCUGCCACUGGCACCGCUGCGACCCCUCCCCCCCGCCAGCAGACUACACCGUGCCUCCAUCUGACUGGCCAUACACUCUCGUCGACUCAGU
Macrosteles quadrilineatus (aster leafhopper) is the source of this 1333-nucleotide messenger RNA. Its product is annotated as two pore potassium channel protein sup-9-like. Gene Ontology annotation, biological process: potassium ion transmembrane transport; stabilization of membrane potential. The record is from RefSeq and is a predicted model, not a curated record. Gene Ontology annotation, cellular component: membrane. The transcript has 5 exons. Bases 248 to 1306 code for a protein of 352 amino acids. Lineage: Eukaryota; Metazoa; Arthropoda; Insecta; Hemiptera; Cicadellidae. Gene Ontology annotation, molecular function: potassium ion leak channel activity.